Cucurbita pepo subsp. pepo (vegetable marrow) is the source of this 1994-nucleotide messenger RNA. RefSeq names its product protein NRT1/ PTR FAMILY 5.2. NCBI's taxonomy places the organism in Eukaryota, Viridiplantae, Streptophyta, Magnoliopsida, Cucurbitales, Cucurbitaceae. Gene Ontology annotation, molecular function: dipeptide transmembrane transporter activity; tripeptide transmembrane transporter activity. The record is from RefSeq and is a predicted model, not a curated record. Gene Ontology annotation, cellular component: membrane. Gene Ontology annotation, biological process: transmembrane transport; dipeptide transport.
AGUUAGAGCUUGUUGUCCUUUCAUGGCGGCCUCUGCGGCGGAAGAAAGCGGCGUCGACGACUACACCAAAGAUGGAACGGUGGAUCUGAAAGGCAACCCCGUCCUCCGCUCCAAGAGAGGCCGUUGGAAAGCCUGCUCCUUCAUCGUCGUUUAUGAAGUGUUCGAACGGAUGGCGUAUUACGGGAUAUCGACCAAUCUAAUAAUAUUCUUGACGAAGAAGCUGCAUCAAGGCACGGUCGCUUCGGCCAACAAUGUCACCAAUUGGUCUGGAACUGUCUGGAUUAUGCCUAUUUUGGGGGCUUAUGUCGCCGACGCUCAUCUCGGCCGCUACCGGACCUUCCUCAUCGCCUCUGCCAUCUGCCUUACGGGAAUGGGACUUCUAACGUUAGCAGUGUCAUUACCGAGCCUAAAACCACCGCCAUGUUUGGAUGUCAACAAAGGAAACUGUAAGCCAGCCUCUACGUUACAGCUCGCCGUGUUCUUCGGUGCACUCUACAUGUUAGCACUUGGCACUGGAGGGACGAAACCGAACAUAUCGACGAUUGGAGCCGACCAGUUCGACGAGUUUCAUCCAAAAGAGAAGGCGCAGAAGCUGUCCUUCUUCAACUGGUGGAUGUUCAGCAUCUUCUUUGGCACUCUGUUUGCCACCACCAUUCUGGUUUACAUUCAAGACAAUGUGGGGUGGAGCUUGGGUUAUGGCCUUCCCACUAUUGGGCUUGCCAUUUCCAUUCUCAUAUUUGUUGCUGGGACACCAUUUUACAGGCACAAGCUCCCCACUGGCAGCCCCUUCACAAAAAUGGCUAGUGUCAUUGUUGCUGCUGUUAGGAAUUGGAGGCUCCCUCUUCCUAAUGACCCAAAAGAACUCCAUGAACUUGGCUUUGAAGAGUAUGCCAAGCAAGGAGCUUUUAGGAUUGAUUCCACUCCAUCCUUGAGGUUCUUGAACAAGGCGGCUAUAAGAAGAGGGUCAAGUGAUUCAUGGAAGCUAUGCACAGUGACCCAAGUGGAAGAGACAAAGCAGAUGCUGAGAAUGAUCCCAGUUUUGAUAUGCACAUUCAUGCCAAGCACGAUGUUGGCACAAACACACACCCUUUUCAUCAAGCAAGGCACCACUCUGGAUAGAAGCAUUGGCAGCCACUUCCAAAUCCCUCCUGCAAGUUUAGCUGCUUUUGUCACCAUCUCCAUGCUCCUCAGUGUUGUCAUCUACGACAGGUUGUUUGUGAAGAUAAUGCAGAGAAUAACCAAAAAUCCAAGAGGAAUCACACUACUACAAAGAAUGGGAAUUGGAAUGAUUCUCCAUGUUCUAAUAAUGAUAAUAGCAUCUCGUGUGGAAAGGCACAGACUUGAUGUGGCUAGACAAAGUGGGCAGGUGGGAAACGUCUCAGGACAAGCCCUCCCCUUAACCAUCUUCACUCUGCUACCUCAGUUCAUGCUUGUGGGAGUAGCAGAUGCAUUCACAGAGGUAGCAAAGAUUGAGUUCUUCUAUGAUCAAGCACCAGAAAGCAUGAAGAGCUUAGGCACUUCCUAUUCAAUGACUUCCAUUGGAAUUGGAAACUUCCUAAGCAGUUUCCAUCUCUCAACAGUGUCUAGCAUUACACAGAAACAUGGCAAUGGAUGGAUUAAGAACAACCUCAAUGCUUCUCAUCUUGACUAUUACUAUGCGUUCUUGGCAGUUCUUAGUGCUAUCAACUUCUUCCUCUUCCUGCUCAUCUCCAAAUUCUAUGUCUACAAAGCUGAAGUCUCUGGCUCCAUAAAAGCGCUCGCUGACGAACUCAACGACAAGAAAUUGAAGCCGUUCGGUGAAAAACACACUCACACUUAGCUACGUAAGAUAUAAUUGAAUCGAGUCGUUCUACUCGUUCUACUCCCUACUAACCAUCAUUAUGUUUUUUUUUUCAAUGGUUAGUUGUUAAAUUUUUAAUGGUGGUUGGUAGGAAGAUACAAACGAUCUAAUUAUGUAUUUUCUUACAUGAUAUACGAAAUAUAUUUUCUGGGUC